GUUGAUGAGUGGCCGUUACUUCAAACAGAGUUUUGUGAGAAGGUGAACCAGCCAACUCCUCGGGUUGUCUCUGGACAGAGAAAACAAGAGGAGCCAACACCUUGGGGGCCAAAAGUUGUGAUGGCCCAGGCUGAUAAACCAACAGCUAAUGAGACCAGCUUCUUGGGAUGUUCAACCAAGAUGACACACAUUGAGGACCAUGAGCCGUUUGAACCAGCACCUGAGGUCACUGCGAGCAGUCAGCAGCAGAGCCCGCCUGAGGACAAUGGCCAGCUUGAAGAUCCUCAUGUAACACUUGGCAAUCAGAAGGCACCCUGUGAUUUUGCACCUGCCAGAGCUGCUACAUCAAGUCAUGUGACUUAUGACAACCCUGGGUGUCUUCAAGGAUCGUUUGACCAGAGCAGCCACAUAUUCGGGGAAAAUGCAGGUAAGCAGUGUGCUACAAAUGGCAUAGCGGCGAUUAUGACCCACACCACCCAUAGCGUUCUCAAAUGGAAAAAAAAGAACAUUCAUCAUAUUCUAAAACAAGGUAAUGGCUUGUACACAUCUAUGCUAGAAAAUAAGGAAAUCAGUGCAGCCAAAACCAGUGGGCAUAUUUUCAUUUCCGAGUUACCCAGACACUGCAAAUUCAACAAUAAAUUAUUUAGUUUGGAAUAUUUUGAUACACUCACUGGAAGUCUUGAUCAAAAGGAUGAUUAUGACGCUUCUUUGCAAAACAUAGCCAUGCCUUUAGAAGAGGCUAUUCAGAAGACACUGCUGCAGACAAACACAUGCUUGCUCAACAUCCAAGGAAGUGUCUGUGCCGUUUUCAAGGUCGAAACUGCUUUUGCAGUUUUCGAUCCUCAUUCUCGUAGUACUUGGGGUUCAGUUGCACCGGAUGGAACCAGCAUAGUAGCGCACUAUGCUACUGUGUAUGAGUUAUAUGACCAUAUUAAGAACCUUGUCAAUUCCUUAUACCAAAAUCAUCCACAUGCUUUUGAUAUCCCAAACAAGGUGUUUGAAGUCACUGGUGUGAAAGCUGUUGAGGUAAACUCACCAUUUACUGCUUUAACUGCACAGCCUGAAGCCAGCACUUCGGCACAUGACGGUACUUUGGACACAGACAGUGACUCUGAUCUCUGUGUCCUUUCGGUAACAGAUAGAAAUUCUCUUGCAGUAAACGCGUCUUUUUCCCUUGAAACUGUGCAGCCUGUAGCAAACACUUCUACAUGUGACACAACUGUAAACAUUGACAGUGAUCCUCCAAUCACACAGAGGGUGCAUCAGAUGUCUGUUUAA
Molecule: messenger RNA, 1278 nt
Organism: Gadus macrocephalus (Pacific cod)
Lineage: Eukaryota; Metazoa; Chordata; Actinopteri; Gadiformes; Gadidae
Exons: 5
Coding region: 121-1278 (385 amino acids)
Source: RefSeq, a predicted model, not a curated record